Messenger RNA from Electrophorus electricus (electric eel), 2433 nucleotides. RefSeq names its product sharpin and rbck1 related (gene shrprbck1r). Gene Ontology annotation, molecular function: ubiquitin binding; ubiquitin-protein transferase activity. Gene Ontology annotation, cellular component: LUBAC complex. Gene Ontology annotation, biological process: positive regulation of canonical NF-kappaB signal transduction; protein linear polyubiquitination; proteasome-mediated ubiquitin-dependent protein catabolic process. NCBI's taxonomy places the organism in Eukaryota, Metazoa, Chordata, Actinopteri, Gymnotiformes, Gymnotidae. The record is from RefSeq and is a predicted model, not a curated record.
CGGAGGCGCAGCGGUACGGCUGGUCGAAGUGAAAGCAGUCCUUCUUCCUGCUGGCCUCCUGGCGCCUCGCAUAAAAACUACAACAAUGAAACUACACAUUUUAUGUAAGUGUCCAUAACAAAGCGUCGCCGAACAUUUUACAGCAUUUCUGCCACUUGUAGUCCGUUGGAUCGAAGGGUCGAAAAGACAGUAUAUCUGAAGUUAUAUCGGUGUAAUGUCGCUAAGUUCAGGCGGGUGGACACACGUACCUCCGCCGUGCCCGUCCUCAGCUGUCCACGGCUAUGAGGCGUCUCAGAGCGGAUGCAGUACUGUUUUGAUGUCGGUGAAGGUCUCCGUAAGUCACUCCGGUAUGCGGCCUCUGUGUGUGCCGGCGGCCCGGGGCGAGUGUGUGCGGCUUCAGCUCAGCAUGGACCCGGGGAAGGCAGGGGAAUUCCGCCUGGCGCUGAGACACGCCGGAGCAGCUGCUGCUGGAAGCGUGUCCACUGCUGAGUUUGAUCUCAGGUCAGUGCACUACGAGAUCAAGACAACAUGCUGUCAUGAGCUGAGCAUGGCCACGCCCCCUCACGAUAGGCUCACGUUCAACUUCCGCUGUGAACAAGAAGCACAGGCUUGGGCCACUGUGGUGAUGUCAUCAUUGCGUGAGGCUCACCGAGCAGCCAUUGGUUCUUCCACAGAUGAUGGACAGCCCCCAGCCCCGCCUCUAGCUGCACAGAGCCACACACCCCUUCCCAGCACAGAGGAGUUGUGUGUGGAGUUGGUUCGCUCAAUAGGGGCUGGCGAUAUUGAGGCUGCGUCUGUGUGUGCAGUGUCUCUGGCUCGCCAGCAGAUGGCGCUCUGCAUUCAUCCCUCUCAGAAACACUACAAUAAUACAGACAUCAGCUUGGCAGUGGUAGUGGAGGAUGCUUCCUCUUCCUGUUGUGUCACGGUAAAAGUCUUCCCCUACACCACAGUGGCCGAUCUCAAACAGCAGGUGUUUGUGGAGUAUGGCUUCCACCCACGGGUGCAGCGCUGGGUCAUUGGUCAGUGUCUAUGUGCUGAUUCUCGGUCUCUGGCGUCCUAUGGUGUCCAGCAUGAUGGGGACACCGCCUUCCUGUACCUGGUGUCAUCGCAUCAGGCUUGUCUCAGCCAGCAGGCGUGGCAGCUGGAUCAACAGUCUUCCCUGCUCCCGCCCACUGCCACACCCACCACCACGCCCACCGCCGACCCUGGGCUGAACCCACAUGCAGAGGACACACAGCCUGAAGCCAAUGGACCAGCAGCACAGCGGAGAACCUACAGGACACUACCACCCAGACUGCACCCUGGCAGCAGUGUGGGAGGGGCUGAGAGGUUAGGUUUGAUGGAAAUCCAGGACAUGAUCAACAGAGAGACGCCACAGCUCAGCGAAGCCCUGGGCACUGGAAGAGCUAAUGCACAGCUGGGCUGGGCCUGCCCGUCCUGUACGUACAUUAACAAGCCCACGCGUCCUGGCUGUGAGAUGUGCAGUGCCAACAGGCCUGAGAGUUACACGGUGCCCUGCAGCUACAGACCAGACGCUAACGAGCUCUACCGCAUCCAGCAGGAGAAAGAGGCCAUCAGGCAGUACCAGCAGGCACAGGAAGCAGAGCGUAGGGAGAACUAUGCUCGCCUGGUUCAGAUGGAUGGGCAGGAGUUGGUUCCCAACCCUGAGAGUGUGGAGUGCAGGAUCUGUUACUUACAGCUCCAACCAGGAGAGGGCGUCCUACUGAGAGAGUGUCUCCACUGCUUCUGCAGAGAGUGUCUUCGUUCUGUGAUCUUGCUAUCAGAGGACCCCCAGGUGGCAUGCCCGUACAGAGAUGAAGCAUAUGCGUGUGAGUGCACCCUACAGGAGAGAGAGAUUCGUGCGCUGGUUUCGGGUGAGGAGUAUGAGCGCUGGUUACAGAGAGGUCUGUCUGUAGCUGAGUCACGGUGUGAGGGCAGCUACCACUGUGCCUCUACAGACUGUCCCGGCUGGUGUGUGUACGAGGACACUGUCAACACCUUCCACUGCCCUGUGUGCAACAAACACAACUGCCUACUGUGCAAGGCGAUACAUGAGGGGAUGAACUGUAAACAAUACCAGGAUGAUCUGGCUGCACGUGCCAUCAAUGACAUCGCAGCCCGAAGAACCAGGGACCUACUGAAGACUCUGGUCAGGUCUGGGGAGGCGAUGCACUGCCCCCAGUGCGGAAUCAUUGUGCAGAAGAAGGAGGGCUGUGAUUGGCUGCGUUGCACUGUCUGUCACACAGAGAUCUGCUGGGUGACCCGAGGCCCACGCUGGGGCCCAGGGGGCCCUGGAGACACAAGCGGAGGCUGUCGAUGCAACGUCAACAAACAGAGAUGCCACCCCAAAUGCCAGAACUGCCACUGAGAGAGAGAGAGAGAGAGAGGGAGAGAGAGAGAGAGUGAUAGAGAGAGAGAGAGAGAGAGAAGGAG